Molecule: messenger RNA, 2009 nt
Organism: Jatropha curcas
Lineage: Eukaryota; Viridiplantae; Streptophyta; Magnoliopsida; Malpighiales; Euphorbiaceae
Source: RefSeq, a predicted model, not a curated record
GAUUAUCUUAAUAACCCAUUUGUUUUCAGAUAAAAAAUGGGUAGAAAUCUCAGUCCAGUGCUACGGCGAGAAUUGGCAAAUCUUGACAAAGAUGCUGAUAGUCGUAGAUCAGCAAUGAGAGCAUUGAAAUCAUAUGUGAAAGGCUUGGAUUCUAAGGCAAUUCCUCUUUUUCUUGCACAAGUUUCUGAAACCAAAGAAAGUGGUUCAGUGUCUGGGGAGUACACUAUUUCACUCUAUGAAGUUCUUGCCCGUGUCCAUGGGGUCAACAUUGUUCCUCAAAUUGAUAGCAUAAUGACUACCAUUAUCAAGACCUUGGCUUCAAGUGCAGGGUCUUUUCCACUUCAACAAGCGUGCUCUAAAGUGGUACCAGCAAUUGCAAGAUAUGGUAUGGAUCCAACAAACACAGACCAAGAAAAGAAGAGGCAUAUAAUUCAUUCUCUUUGUAAGCCUCUCGCAGAAGCCCUAUUAGGUUCUCAGGAAAGCCUUAGUUCUGGGGCUGCCCUUUGCUUAAGAGCUCUUGUGGAAUCAGAUAACUGGAGGUUUGCUUCAGAUGAGAUGGUGAAUAAGGUUUGUCAAAAUGUAGCUGUUGCUUUGGAGGAGAAGUCUACCCAGACUAAUUCGCAUAUGGGCUUGGUUAUGGCUUUGGCAAAGCAUAAUGCUUUAAUAGUUGAAGCCUAUGCAAGACUGUCAAUACAGUCUGGCUUGCGUAUUUUGAAUGCUGGUGUUGUAGAGAGUAAUUCUCAAAAAAGGUUGUCUGCUAUUCAAAUGGUCAAUUUCUUGAUGAAGUGUUUAGAUCCUAGAAGCAUAUAUUCAGAGGUUGAUUUAAUAAUUGGGGAGAUGGAAAAGUGCCAAUCUGAUCAGAUGGCUUAUGUUAGUGGAGCUGCUUUUGAAGCUUUGCAGACUGCGAAAAAGAUAUCUAUAGAGAAAGAAUCAAAAUUUGAGAAGAGUCCUGGCUCAGUUACUGGUUCAAACUUUGGUAGGAGAGACAACAAAUCGAGGAGGAAUCAAUCUCCUUCUGGAACUCAUUCUCCAGUAUCCAUAUCACCUGAAUCACAGACUCUUGAUUCCUUUAUUGAAUAUGACUCUUUGGCUGAGUCUCCUAUUUCAACUAAUAUGGAGUAUGACCGAAGGAGUGUGAACAGAAAACUAUGGAGCUAUGAGAAUGGAGGGGUAGAUGUAUCUCUCAGUGAUGGUUUGUUUUCAGAGUUGGCUCGUGGAAAUCCCAUUGAUGAUGCAUUUUCCAAUCACUCUGAGCAUAAUGAGCUUGCUGAAAGUGAAGGAGACUAUGCUGGAGAUUUUGGAGGGUUCAUACCAAGAACUCCUAGAAAUGGAUUAAGGAGUACUACUCCCAGUCCUCAGAGGUCACGCUCCCAUAUAAAUGUUGACAACAUUAAUAUGUUCACGACUCCAAGAAAGCUCAUUCGCUCACUUCAGGAUCCUAAUGAUAUGGAUUCAGACUUCUCUGAGAAACAAAGCAGAAGGUUUAUGAGUCCAUGCCCAAACAAAUUUGAUUAUAGUCCAAAUAUGAAGUUCAGCAGAAAUGGCUUUCAACAUAAUGUAGGUUAUGAGGUUGAAGAGAACAGAAACUUUUAUGCUGGUACUGAGCUAUUCCAAGAUACUUCUGAGUCAGUGUCAUCAACGGAUGAUGUUCCAGUUGACACUAAGGUGCAAGUAUCUUCUGCAAAUAAAGAUGAUACUCCAAAGUUUCACAGUGGGAAGGGCUACCGGAAGAAGCCUUAUAGGUUGAUUAUAGGCCUGUUUUUUGCUCUUCUUGCAAUUUUUACCUCAAUAAUGUGGAUUGAUACUCAGGAAGGUCAACAUCUUGUUCCAACUUAGUUAAGUCGUUGUUGUAUUGAAAUGGUUUAGCAGACUUCAGUGAAUCAUUGUGAGAAACUGAGAAUACUAUGGUCUCCGUUCAAUAUUAAACAAGUUGUUCCAACCCUUAGUUGGAUGCUUGAAUAGAUAAAUUACUUGUUUUGGCUUAACAUAGUAUUGCUCCUUUAGAACAA